UAAUUUACCAAGAGAUUUAAACUAUAAUAUAGUUAAAUUAUUAUUCGUCUUGAAUUCAUCAUUAAUUAUUUAGUCCACGCAAUUUUAUUAAUAUAUACUUUGUGUUUUGUCGCCGGUAAAAAAUAAACAAAUUAUGUUUUUUAAGAUAAAAUGGAAUUUGCAUUAUCAGAAUUAUUAAGUCGCGACGAUAUUUUAAGAAUUCUUAAUGAGCGUCAAUUACCCGUACAAAAUAUGAAUGAAUUAACCCAUGACGAGCUAUUAAGGGUCUACAAGACAUUUGUGAUGCCUCUUUCCCAAAGACCGGAGCGAAGUAAACGAAUUAAGGAAAGCUCCAUUAUGCAAAUUACAAAUAGUAAUUUUGAAGAGCAAAAUAUGCAGGUGGAACCAGUGGCAAACGCAUGUACCUCAAUGGAUAUAGAUUUUCCCUCAAAUAAUAGGAUUAGCCCUGUGGGUGAAAAACGGCGACAAAGAAGAAGCGAUGAUGAUUAUUUGGAUAUGAUGGAAUAUGAUUAUCAAUAUCAAUUAAGUUCGGUUACAAAACGAAUUCGGAUAAAUUCAUCGUGAUUUUUGUUUUAUUGAUGGGUUAUGUUGGAAUUUGAUUGCUGGUUUAGCUGCUCUAUAAGCAGCAUAGUCUGAGAAUUAUUUGAGAGAUCUGCAAACUGUGAUAACAUCAAAGUUAAAAUAAAACCAAAACAACGAAAAAUUUCUAUGGGGUGCUAAAUUUUCAAAGUUCCCAUCAUGAAGCAUAUCUGGCAGAAAAGCAAUAGGAUUAAAGUAAAGCUAUAACCGCAUAAAAAUAAACAAGCACAAGAUAUGGUCAACUGUCGACAAGUUUUAAAGUGUUACAAUAAAUAUUUGUACAAAUUAUAUAGAUUUAUUAUGAAACAAAUAAAAAACUAAUUUAAUACAAAAUACA
Molecule: messenger RNA, 916 nt
Organism: Calliphora vicina (urban bluebottle blowfly)
Lineage: Eukaryota; Metazoa; Arthropoda; Insecta; Diptera; Calliphoridae
Exons: 3
Coding region: 151-564 (137 amino acids)
Biological process (GO): embryonic morphogenesis
Cellular component (GO): tRNA-splicing ligase complex
Source: RefSeq, a predicted model, not a curated record